AUGUACAAUCAAAAUCGUGAAAGGAGGCAGGGAUUCGCACUGAUGCUUCUUUUCGGUCAGAUGGCCCAAAUUGGUUUUGACCAAAUACCUCCGGUUACAUUAGUUAUGAUCCUCGGACAAGUUGCCAUAUUUUUGAGACUGUUUAAGCUUCCAUUUCGGUUUGACGUGGAGGCAUCCUGCAUAAGCGCCUUGCAUGUUUGGUACAGAGAGGACUACUUGAGACUGAUCUUGGGAGCCCUACAGCACGCAGACGAGUGGCAUUUGUAUUAUAACAUGGUAUCAAUGCUUUGGAAAGGCAGAAAACUUGAACAAAAAAUGGGAAGUGUCAAAUUUGCUGUGCUGUUACUGAUAUUUACUCCUUUAGUUGGAAUUACAUUACUGUUGCUUACUGUGUUAUCUGAACUUACAACAAAUGACUCAAUGUACAUUUCUCAAUGCCAUGUAGGUUUUUCAGGAGUUCUGUUCGCUUUGAAAGUUUUAGUCAAUCACUUUGAACCCGACAGCAGCCAUAUUGUUAUGGGAAUAAUACCAGUCUCAUCAAAAUACAUCUGCUGGGUUGAACUUGUUCUCAUCCAUUUUCUCGUACCAAACUCUUCUUUUCUAGGUCACCUGGCAGGUAUUUUAGUAGGGGUCUGGUAUAUACAUGGACCACUUCUAUCUUCAAUCAUAGAUGCACUAUCUCAGCCAUUGAAAGGUAUCUUGAUCAACUCAUAA
This is a messenger RNA of Helobdella robusta, 714 nucleotides long. RefSeq lists its product as hypothetical. The record is from RefSeq and is a predicted model, not a curated record. The transcript has 3 exons. Gene Ontology annotation, cellular component: membrane. Lineage: Eukaryota; Metazoa; Annelida; Clitellata; Rhynchobdellida; Glossiphoniidae. Gene Ontology annotation, molecular function: serine-type endopeptidase activity. Bases 1 to 714 code for a protein of 237 amino acids.